AUGAAAUGGCUUUGGAGAUUUGCAUCCGGAGAGCAAGCUUUAUGGAAGGACAUAAUCAAGCUGAAAUAUGAAAUGGAUGGUCACUGGACUACCAAGUUGGUCACUAGCACUUACGGAGUUGGCCUUUGGAGAGCUAUCAGGAAUUUAUGGCCAAAACUAAGAGAAAACUGCGGUAUGAAGAUGGAAAAUGGCAUGAAGGUUUUCUUCUGGGAUGAUAGAUGGCUGGAGCAAGGCACUUUAAAAGAUUUAUUUCCUGACAUUUACAUCCUCAACCAGCAGGAAAAUGCCACUGUCACAAAGGCAGUGCUUACCAAGGAAAAUCUAAUGAAAAGAGGUUUUAAUCCAAAUCCAACAUGCUUCCUAUGCGAAGAAGUGGAUAAAACAGUCGCACAUCUCUUCCUACAUUGUAGGAUCACUAGUUAUUUGUGGAAAAUCUUCAUCAACAUGAAGGGACUUCACUGGGUGAUGCCAAAGAGGAUAGUACAAACACUGAAAAUUUGGAGCAGCUAUGCUAGUAUAUCUGGCCACAAAGAAAGAUGGAAAAUCAUACCUGCAUUUGGUGGUCCGUGUGGAAAGAAAGAAAUCUCAGAUGCUUCCAAAACAAGUGCAACAACAUACAGAAGGUGA
Molecule: messenger RNA, 627 nt
Organism: Capsicum annuum
Lineage: Eukaryota; Viridiplantae; Streptophyta; Magnoliopsida; Solanales; Solanaceae
Exons: 2
Coding region: 1-627 (208 amino acids)
Source: RefSeq, a predicted model, not a curated record